UCUGUCUCUAGACUCUCACCCAACCCGCACCCUUCCGGGCGCAGGACGACCUGACUCGCUCACCCCUCCACACAUACCCCUCCGUUGACCAGGCGAGGGGCGCUCGAAGAGGGGAAGGUCAAGUCCUCCGCCCCAUCCCGGCGCGCGCGCGGAGCGAAGGGCAGCGCAGAGACUGAGCGGCUGCCGCGGCGGCGCAGGAGUUACAAAGUCGCAGCUGGAGCCCCCGCCCGCGACCGGCAGUCCCCGCGCAGCUCCCGCAGCGGCGGCGCCCCCAGCGUGGCGCCCCCGGGUCGGGUCUCCCGCCCGGGACUUGGGCUGGGGAGCGACAGAAGCCGGGAGCCCGGCGUCCCUAUGCGGCGCCCCGCCAACGCCGCCGCCGCCGCCGCCGCGCCACAGCUAUGACCCUGAGCGCGGAGAUGUCCGAUGCCUCCGGCCUCGCGGAGGAGACAGACAUCGACGUGGUGGGGGAGGGCGAAGAAGACGACGACGAGGAGGAAGAGGACGACGACGACGAGGGCGGCGGCAGCGGGCCCCGGCUGGCCAUCCCGGAGCAGCAGCGGCGACGCCGGAGGCGCUCGUACGCCGGGGAGGACGAGCUGGAGGAUCUGGAGGAGGAGGAGGACGACGAUGACAUCCUGCUGGCCCCGAGGGCAGGGGGCUCCCGGGAGCCCCCAGACCCGGCCCCAACGGCGGGGGCCGGGGGCGGCAGCGCGGGCGCGGGCAGCGGCGGCAGCGGCAGCGCGGGCGGCGGGGCCAAGAACCCGCUGGUGAAGCCGCCCUACUCUUACAUCGCGCUCAUCACCAUGGCCAUCCUGCAGAGCCCGAAGAAGCGGCUGACGCUGAGCGAGAUCUGCGAGUUCAUCAGCGGCCGCUUCCCCUACUACCGGGAGAAGUUCCCCGCCUGGCAGAACAGCAUCCGCCACAACCUCUCCCUCAACGACUGCUUCGUCAAGAUCCCCCGCGAGCCGGGCAACCCGGGCAAGGGCAACUACUGGACGCUCGACCCCGAGUCCGCCGACAUGUUCGACAACGGCAGCUUCCUGCGGCGGAGGAAGCGUUUCAAGCGGCAGCCGCUGCUCCCGCCCAACGCCGCGGCCGCAGAGUCGCUACUGCUGCGCGGCGCCGGGGGCGCGGGCGACUCGGCUAGCGCCGCCGCGCUUUUCCCGCCCGCGCCGCCGCAGCCUCCGCAUGCCUACGGCUACGGCCCUUACGGCUGCGGCUACGGCCUGCAGCUGCCGCCCUACGCGCCGCCCUCGGCCCUCUUCGCCGCUGCCGCCGCCGCCGCCGCCGCCGCCGCCUUCCAUCCGCAUUCGCCGCCGCCGCCGCCGCCACCCCCGCCGCCCCCGCCGCCUCACGGCGCGGCUGCGGAGCUGGCCCGGACCGCCUUCGGCUACCGGCCUCACCCUCUCGGCGCCGCUCUGCCCGGCCCGCUGCAGGCCUCGGCGACCAAGGCGGGCGGCCCGGGUGCCUCGGCGCUGGCGCGCUCGCCCUUCUCCAUCGAAAGCAUCAUCGGGGGCAGCCUGGGCCCGGCCGCCGCCGCCGCUGCCGCUGCGCAGGCGGCCGCCGCCGCCUCGGCCUCUCCUCCCCCGGUGGCUGCGCCGCCCGCGCCCGCGCCGGGAUCCGGCGGCGUUGGCUGCGCGGCCCAGGCAGCCGUGGGUCCGGCCGCCGCGCUCACCCGCUCCCUCGUGGCCGCCGCGGCCGCCGCCGCCUCCUCAGUCUCCUCGUCGGCCGCCCUGGGGACUCUGCACCAAGGGACUGCCCUGUCCAGUGUGGAAAACUUUACUGCUAGGAUUUCAAAUUGUUAAUAACGCUAUGUUAGCGCGCUUGAGAAAGAGAAGGUAGGAACGCCGGCUCCUUUUGUCAUCUUGGUGGUUGGGUGUUUUGUUCGCUCCUCCCGGCGCGACCCCUCCCGAUCUUGCGCCCCCAUUUUCGUCGCUUCGGAUUCUUAGACGAGACUGUUUGGCUACGGCUGGGGCGCGCUUUUCGGCUCUGCGGGUCCCUUUAUUUAUGCAAAGUUGCUCUAUGUUGCAGACCCCCGACCCGGCGUGGGGAGGAGGAGGGUGCUUGUGGGGGUUGCUUCCUUGACUUUUGGGGAAAAUUUUUUUAAAACUAAGCCUUUUUGAGGUAUAGAUUCUCAGGUCCAGGCGUUAAAAAAUCAAUAAUGUUCAAAAGAAGGAUAAUACAAAAAUAAUAAAGGUCCCGAAGAAUGUCAUCGAGGCAAUACUUUUUUAUUUGAGGACACGUAUCUGGUGUACUUUUUUAUGAAAAGGAAAAAAAUGAUUAACAUGUUUACAAAAGGAAAAAGUCAAAAUUAUCAUUUCUUAUUUUAACCUGUGUUUUGUAUCAUAAUAGAUAUGCGGAAUUUUUAUUUUGUACUUACUUCAUAUUCUUUACAAGGAGUAUUGUAAAAUUU
Messenger RNA from Choloepus didactylus (southern two-toed sloth), 2413 nucleotides. RefSeq names its product forkhead box D1 (gene FOXD1). The coding region runs from base 399 to 1805 and encodes 468 amino acids. The transcript has a single exon. Gene Ontology annotation, biological process: regulation of transcription by RNA polymerase II; anatomical structure morphogenesis; cell differentiation. NCBI's taxonomy places the organism in Eukaryota, Metazoa, Chordata, Mammalia, Pilosa, Megalonychidae. The record is from RefSeq and is a predicted model, not a curated record. Gene Ontology annotation, molecular function: RNA polymerase II cis-regulatory region sequence-specific DNA binding; DNA-binding transcription factor activity, RNA polymerase II-specific.